GUUUGGUAGGUGUGCCGGGGUGUGGCUGGCAUCGGCUGGGCACUCCUAUGGGCGCACUGUGCUGUGGGCUCUACUCUACGAAAUCCCUGGGUCCUCAGGGUAACCCAGGGCGGGUCACAACUUUACAGAUGAGGAAACUGAGGCUCAGAGAGGUGAACCCAGGUGACACGGUUGGUGGGUAGAUUCAAAUCCAGUUAUAUUUCACCCCAAAGCCUUUGCUGUUAGCCAUACGCUUCCCUGGAUGAUUAUUGCUUGCCCGUGGCCGGGGUUUACAGAUCCUGGGCAGGCAGUGACCUGGCUUCAGUUCAGGGUGGUAGACCUAGUGUGCGCUCAGUUAUUGGCACAUUACAGAGUUGGGCAAAGUCCACAGAAUCAGGACUCCAAAGACCAGAGUUGCAGGCUGGUUUUGCUACAGUCCAGGCCGUGUGACAGAUCCCUGAGCUUGAGGAGCAUCAGGCUCCCCAGUAUAAACAGGGCUGUGGCGAGACUCAAAUGAAUAAUGGCAGUGAGGGUGGCUAGGUGCCUGAGGAUGACAUCUGAAUUUUUAAUUAACUUAGAGAGCUCUUGGGUUUUGACGUAGUUGAGCUCCCCAAGGUCAUGACGGAUGGAUGCCAUGUUUGGUUGGCUGAUGCCAAACACUCUGUGUUUGGGGAGCUGAAAGUCUGUUGGAGUCCUCAAAGUCCUCUUUGGAAAGAAAGGUGGGGUGGGGGGGUGCCCAGAAUGGGAAAAAGGUCUGCCAGCGUCACACAGUGGGCUGGUGGCAAAUAUGGCCACACGCAGGUCGCCUGGCUUGCCGCUGUGCUCUUUGCAUCAUGCCCUGAUGUUUGCUGUUUACUCACCAAGGAACAGACUAGGCAAGGCAGACAAGGCACGGCGCUGGAUACCCCGCUGCCCUCGUGGAACUUACAGUCCAGCGACCAGCCACCCACUUGUGGAGAAGAUUGCCCCAGGAAAAGAAGGAUGCCACUCUUCUUCCGGAAGCGGAAACCAAGUGAGGAGGCUCGGAAACGCCUGGAGUACCAGAUGUGUCUGGCGAAAGAAGCUGGGGCAGAUGACAUUCUCGACAUCUCCAAGUGUGAACUCUCGGAGAUUCCAUUUGGGGCUUUUGCAACAUGCAAAGUUCUGCAGAAGAAGGUGUUGAUUGUCCACACGAAUCACCUCACGUCUCUGCUCCCGAAGUCCUGUAGCCUCCUGAGUCUUGCAACCAUCAAGGUUCUGGACCUUCACGACAACCAGCUGGCAGCCCUCCCUGAAGAUAUCGGGCAGCUGACGGCCCUGCAGGUACUGAACGUGGAAAGGAACCAACUGACAUACCUCCCACGCUCCAUCGGGAGCCUGAUCCAGCUGCAGACCCUCAAUGUGAAGGACAACAAGCUGAAGGAGCUUCCAGACACCCUGGGGGAACUGCGAAGCUUGCGCACUCUCAACAUCAGUGAAAACGAGAUUCAGAGGUUGCCUCAGAUGCUAGCGCACGUCCGAACCCUUGAGACUCUGAGCCUCGACGCUGCGUCCAUGGUCUACCCCCCGCAGGAGGUGUGUGGCGCCGGCACCGAGGCCAUUCAGCAGUUCCUCUGCAAAGAGUCAGGGCUGGAAUACUACCCUCCUUCUCAGUACCUGCUGCCAGUCCUGGAGCAAGAUGGAGCCGAGAACUCCCGGGACAGCCCUGAUGGGCCCACGGACAGGUUCUCCAGGGAGGAGGUAGAGUGGCAGAACAGGUUCUCAGACUAUGAGAAGAGGAAGGAACAGAAGAUGCUGGAGAAACUGGAGUUUGAGCGCCGCCUGGAGCUGGGGCAGCGAGAGCAUGCACAGCUCCUGCAGCAGAGCAACAGCCAGAAGGACGAGAUCCUCCAGACAGUCAAGGAGGAGCAGUCUCGGCUGGAGCAGGGCCUGAGCGAGCACCAGCGCCACCUCGACGCAGAGCGCCAGCGGCUGCAAGAGCAGCUGAGGCAGACGGAGCAGAGCAUCUCCCUUCGGAUCCAGAAGCUCCUGCAGGAGAACCAGAGGCAGAAGAAAAGCUCAGAGAUCUUGAAGUCGCUGGAGAAUGAAAGAAUAAGAAUGGAACAGUUAAUGUCCAUAACCCAAGAGGAGACAGAGAACCUGCGGCGCCGUGAGAUUGCCUCUGCUAUGCAGCAGAUGCUGACCGAGAGCUGUAAGAACCGGCUCAUCCAGAUGGCCUACGAGUCUCAGAGGCAGAACUUGGUCCAGCAGGCCUGUUCCAGCAUGGCCGAAAUGGAUGAGCGGUUCCAGCAGAUUCUGUCGUGGCAGCAGAUGGACCAGAACAAAGCCAUCAGCCAGAUCCUGCAGGAGAGCGCCGUGCAGAAGGCUGCCUUCGAGGCGCUCCAGGUGAAGAAGGACCUGAUGCACCGGCAGAUCAGGAACCAGAUUAAGUUAAUAGAAACUGAGUUAUUGCAGCUGACACAGCUGGAGUUAAAGAGGAAAUCCCUGGACACAGAGGCACUACAGGAGAUGGUCGCAGAGCAGCGCUGGGCCCUCAGCAACCUGCUCCAGCAGCUGCUCAAAGACAAGAAGCAGCGGGAGGAAGAGCUCCGGGAAAUCCUGGCGGAGUUAGAAGCCAAAAGCGAAACCAAGCAAGAAAAUUACUGGCUGAUUCAGUAUCAGCGGCUUUUGAACCAGAAACCCUUGUCCUUGAGGCUGCAGGAAGAAGGCAUGGAGCGCCAGCUGGUGGCCCUCCUGGUGGAGCUGUCUGCUGAGCACUACCUGCCCAUCUUCGCCCACCACCGCAUCUCGCUGGACAUGCUGAGCCGCAUGAGCCCUGGGGACCUGGCCAAGGUGGGUGUCUCCGAGGCUGGCCUGCGGCACGAGAUCCUGCGGAGAGUCCAGGAGCUGCUGGAGGCAGCCCGGCUGCGGCCAGAGCUGCUGAAACCACCCAAGGAUGAGGUCCUCGGGGACCUGGAAUCCCCCACUGCCCCCGAAGAGCUGCCUGGGUCAGUGAGGCCAUCGGCGCCCCCUGCAGAGCUGGAGGCGCAGGCCUCGGAAUGUGUGGUGUGCCUGGAGAGGGAGGCCCAGAUGAUCUUCCUCAACUGCGGCCAUGUCUGCUGCUGCCAGCAGUGCUGCCAGCCCCUGCGCACCUGCCCGCUGUGCCGCCAGGACAUUGCCCAGCGCCUCCGGAUCUUCCACAGCAGCUGAGCCGGCUACACGCCCCUGCCGCCUGCCAGGGCUUCCGCUCCCCCACUCUGGCCAGACUCAGACGCCCUGUCCUGGACCUGCCCCCCAACCUGGGAGGCGCCCCACCACCCUCCAUCUGCAGGCGGGGCGGGGCUGGCGGGGCGGGGCCGAGGCUGGUCUGGAUAUUGUGAAGGAAGAGAGAGGACCCUCAGGUCAGGAGGACGGGUCUGGGAGAGGAGAGGCGGCAGUGCCGCCAGAGGACAGAGGACCCGGUGUCCUGGCCAGUGUGGCUCUGCCACUUGCCAGCUGUCUGACUGGGGGAUGGUGGGAGUUGCAGGGGGCCCCUGGCCAAGGGGAGGUGGGUCCACAGUGGAACAAGGGUGCAGCUGCAGGGCUGCUGUGCACUGUCCAGGGACGUGUCCAGUGCAGACCUGGUGCCCCAAGCACCGCUGGCCCCUUCUCACUUCCUCCUGCUCCCCAGGGCACUGGACCCCUCCUCUCUGGAACUUGUACCUCCUCCCCCCAGGUAGCUCAAGGGAGGGCAGGUGACGGGCUUUGCAGACUCAGCGCAGGAUUGUCAAUAAAGGCACCUCCAGCCUGCUCCCCCCGGGUCAUCACUGGCUCCCCACGAGCCUGGGGAGGGGUGAGAAGAGAGCUUGGGGCCCGGCAGGGGUUGGAGCCCGAACGCCGGGCGCAGGCUGUCCCUCGCUCGGUUCCAGGAGCAGCGCGCACCUGCGCUUGCUGUGGAGCACAUUCAUCGUGCACUUCCCGGCAGGUGGUUAUAAGCCAAGGACAGCCUUCCCUUUGGGCUGGAGGCAGGCCUGGCUCCCCUGGCUCACCCACCCCGGCCAGCCUCCCCGCCUCCGUGUGCUGGGACGUGGAGGCCGCCUUCGGGCCAGUGGCCGCCAGGGGGCGCUGAGUGCUCACUGCUUUCUCUACCCCAUGGGGACCCGUGGUCUUGCUGGGUGAACCAGGACAGGGUGUGGCUCCACUUUCUGAGCAGCAACUGCAGCCUCCGCCACGAUGAUCUCUUCCCCUGGGGAACCUGUGAUGCACCCCCCGCCCCACACUCCCUCCUGGGUUCAGCUUGGCCAGGAAUGGAAAGAGGCGGCGGCCACCUCCCAGGGCACAGCGCUUAGGUUCUUGGAAUCUUCUCUAGGCCUGGGGGAAAGCUUUUCUGAUCCUGGCUCACAGACAAGGGGCCUGAGCUUGAGUUUAGUCACGUCAAGGACAGCAAGUCUGCAGUAGAAUCCCUGGCCUUGGCCCCCACGCCCCCUCCUAGGCCUCAGCUCAACCCUUGCUGACAAGCUCUUGGCCACCGGCCAUGUGGACAGGCUGGCACCAGGAGAGCCGCCGUCCCCCAGACUGGCCGCCAGUCUCCCAGGAGGGACAUCAUGGAUGUUAGCGCGGAUGGGGAAAGCCGUCCCCGCCAGCUGUGGGAGGGGUGUCUGUGCCCCAUAACCUCAGCCGAGGUUCCUACCUCCUGCGCCUGUUUACACCGUGGUGACAGGGUGGCGAUGGGGGCACCCGGCUCCUGGGCCUGCAGCCCACGAGGUACACGCCCCCUGGACACGAGCUGUGGGAGCCCUGAAGAGCCGCCAUGAGCCCUUGGCCCACCCCCACUGCGGGCUCCCAGGACCAAGUGGCCUUAAAGUCGCUGACAAAUCUUUUGGCCUCACGGUCCCCAAGGCUGCCUGAGGACCACCCUGCAUGGACCCCCUGAGCAACCCACCUGAGCUGCCAUCAGGUCGGUCACCUGUGCACUCUGCGCCCCUUUUCUCUGAACCUCAGUUUCCUCCUCUGUAAAGUGGAAUAGGAAUUCAGCUUGCACCGGAGGUACCAGCCAGGCCAUGAGCUCCGAAAGCCAAGGUGCGGGUGCUCCUGGACGUGGCCUCUGUCCAGAUCUCCUCCUGCCACGGCCUGCCCCCCCACACACAUAGACACAGGCCACUGGCCUUAAAUAAAGCAUUUAUUGAUUAGUAGUAGAAGCUUAAACAGUUUGCAUAAUAUUUUCAAUACAAUAUCUGGGAACGAUGGUUGAAAACCCCAAAGGCACUAGAGUCUUAAGACAGAAUGUGUCUGCAGAAGAGCUUACUGAUGAAAUUGAGAUCAGGGCUGGGGGCCUGGAGAGGGGGGUCCCUGAGCACCAGCCACAUGUCCUGUGGGUCCCAGGCCCC
Messenger RNA from Talpa occidentalis (Iberian mole), 5303 nucleotides. It is a transcript of the gene LRSAM1, whose product is annotated as leucine rich repeat and sterile alpha motif containing 1. Bases 598 to 3147 code for a protein of 849 amino acids. The record is from RefSeq and is a predicted model, not a curated record. Gene Ontology annotation, molecular function: protein binding. Lineage: Eukaryota; Metazoa; Chordata; Mammalia; Eulipotyphla; Talpidae. The transcript is spliced from 25 exons.